AGAUGGAACUGUUGAUAAAGUUAACCAAAAUUUGAAAAGCAAGUGGCCGUUGAAGUUCACAAGAGAAAUACAAGAGCCUUCAAAACCAGCACACAAAAAACAAACAACACCAUCAAUUCAAUUACUCACACACACAACCCAACAAAAUAAACAAAACAACCUCAAAUUCAAAUUUUUGUCUCUAUACUCUAUAAGAGAUAUUGUUUGUGUGGAGAAGAAGAAGAUGAGAGGACCAGUGAUGGUAACAAAGAGUGGUGGAUGUGGUGGUGGUAGUGGUUUCAAAGGAAAAAGAGGAAACAACGGCGGCAGCGAAGAAGUGUCGCCGGCGGCUUUAAUGUUGGCUGCUUUGAAGAAAUCAAUGGUGGCUUGUAGUGUGGAGAGUCCUGACGAUGUAAUCUCAGCCGUUCAUCAUCCUAUGGAGAUUGGUUGGCCUACAAACGUUAAACAUGUUAGUCAUGUUACGUUUGAUAGGUUUAAUGGGUUUUUGGGUCUUCCUCUUGAGUUAGAGGUUCAUGUUCCUGUUCCUGUUCCCAGUGCUAGUGUUAGUGUGUUUGGUGUCUCAGCAGAAUCAAUGCAAUGUUCUUAUGAUUCAAAAGGAAACAGUGUCCCAACUAUUCUGCUACUAAUGCAAGAGAGAUUAUACUCACAAGGAGGACUAAAGGCUGAAGGAAUAUUUCGUAUAAAUCCCGAAAACGGUGAAGAGGAACAUUUAAGGGAGCAAUUGAAUAGUGGCAUAGUGCCAAAUGACAUUGAUGUUCAUUGUUUGGCUGGUUUAAUAAAAGCAUGGUUUAGGGAACUUCCUUCUGGAGUAUUGGAUGGACUUUCACCUGAGCAAGUUCUUGAAUGCAACACAGAAGAAGAAUCUGUUGAGCUUGUGAAGCAGCUGAAUCCAGUUGAAUCAGCUUUGCUUAAUUGGGCUAUUGAACUUAUGGCUGAUGUUGUAGUUGAAGAGGAGUAUAAUAAAAUGGAUGCUAGAAAUAUUGCAAUGGUUUUUGCUCCAAAUAUGACUCAGAUGUCUGAUCCGCUAACUGCUCUAAUGCACGCGGUCCAAGUGAUGAAUUUACUAAAGACACUGAUAUUGAAGACACUUCGAGAUCGCGAAGAAUCAGCAACAUCAGAAUAUUCAUCCAUGUCAUCUCAUUCAUCAGAAGAUGAUGACUAUGAUAGUCAACAAGAAAUGGAUACCAGUGGUGAAAUGAAAAGGGCCAAGUUAGAUUAUGAUGAUCAUGUUGAUUACAAUCACAACAUUGAAGAAGUUGCAUCUGUAAGUGAAAUAGAGGAAUGUCUGGAUGAUGUUAAGACAAAACGAUUCGCAGAAGAGUUAGAGAGUCCUACUAAAACUGAGGAUUCCUGUCUGAGUUCUAGUUAUAGAGACGGCUCGACGACAACUCUAACUGCUGAGGGAUCAAAUGCUGACACAACAAGUAGUCCAUCAAUAGAAAGUAAAGAAACCAAUGAUGUGGAGAUGGUAGAUAAAUUUACUGAUUCUGUUUCACUUUUGCCUUUGUUUGCAUCUAGUUAAGAAUUUAAGCUUUUCUUGUUGUGAGGAGUGUUUUUUUUAGGUUAAUUGUUUUAAGUUUUUUGUUUACAAGCAAGGUUGCUUGUAUAUAUUUGAUUAGUAGUAUAAGGAUUAGGAAGUGUUUUGCUUGUUUUGGAUUGUAGUGGUUAUGUUCAGUUUAAUGCUGAAUUUGACCUUAUUAUGUUAGAAGUUGUACUUGUUUGAUGAAUUGUUAGGGACUAGGGAGAUUGAUUAAACCUGAAAAUGGUGUUUAUGUUUUUCAUGAUCAAAAUGUUAUGGUUUCAUUUAUGUUCGAUUCUUGUCA
Messenger RNA from Trifolium pratense (red clover), 1823 nucleotides. Its product is annotated as rho GTPase-activating protein 2-like. Gene Ontology annotation, molecular function: GTPase activator activity. The transcript has 4 exons. The record is from RefSeq and is a predicted model, not a curated record. Gene Ontology annotation, biological process: signal transduction. The coding region runs from base 224 to 1522 and encodes 432 amino acids. NCBI's taxonomy places the organism in Eukaryota, Viridiplantae, Streptophyta, Magnoliopsida, Fabales, Fabaceae.